Molecule: messenger RNA, 1417 nt
Organism: Python bivittatus (Burmese python)
Lineage: Eukaryota; Metazoa; Chordata; Lepidosauria; Squamata; Pythonidae
Source: RefSeq, a predicted model, not a curated record
UUCGAAGGGAGCCGAGCGUCCGGGACUUUGAGAUUCAGUUUUCCUUCCUCUGGCGGGGCGGUGCGGCUGCCUGGGGAUGCCGUCGUCCUCCGGCUUGGCCCCUCUCAGUGCCUGAGCGCUUCAAGUUAGCGCCCGCCCAGGUGGACCCCUAGGGCAGAGUAACCUCUCCUGAAAAUCCUUCUCUCCAGGAUAUGAAUAGGGGAGUGGUGAAGACUGACUGUGCCACAGCUAGAGUCCCAGAGCUAGACUUUGAAAUCCCUGCUUUUUCUCAGAAGGGAGCUCUUACAACCCUGGAAGGGAUACUUGACCGAGCAAUAGCAGGACUGGAGCAGGAUCAGCCUGACCGCAGAAAAACAGACACUGAAGUAGCAGGAAAGAUUGAUGAGUUCAUCUCUAAGUUGAAAGGCUUGAAGGAAGUGGAGUCAGACUUCACCUUUAUUCUCGACGAUCCUUCGGGAAACAGCUUUGUGGAGAACCCUCAUGCCCCGCAGAAGGACAACGCUCUAGAGGUCACCCAUUACAGGAGGACGGCUCAGCAAGCAGCUCUGCUUGGCAUAGAGGCGGAGGCCUCCGAGGUGGACUCGGCUGACUCUGCAGAUGAUCUGAAGAACGAGGUGCUGCAGUUCAGCACCAACUGUCCGGAAUGCAACGCUCCCACCAGCACGAACAUGAAGCUGGUGCAAAUUCCCCAUUUCAAAGAGGUCAUUAUCAUGGCUACAAACUGCGAUGCCUGUGGGCACAGAACAAAUGAGGUUAAAUCAGGGGGAGCCAUUGAGCCUUUGGGCACCAAGAUAACUCUUCACGUGACGGGCCCUGAAGACAUGACAAGGGACAUUCUAAAGUCUGAAACUUGCAAGGUACAGAUUCCAGAGCUGGAGUUUGAAUUAGGAAUGGGAGCGCUGGGUGGAAAAUUCACAACUCUAGAGGGGUUGCUGAAGGAUAUCCAGAGUCUGGUGGAGAAGAACCCUUUCACCCUGGGAGACGGCUCUUGCCCUGACAAAGCGGAAAAGCUAUCUGCAUUUGGGAGGAAGCUCCAGCAGAUUGUAGAGGGGCAGAUGAAAGUUCAUCUUAUCCUGGAUGAUCCUGCAGGAAACAGUUACCUUCAGAACGUGUAUGCUCCCGAGGAAGACCCGGAGUUGCGCGUGGAGCGAUACGAGCGGCUGUUUGAACAAAACGAGGAGCUAGGCCUGAAUGACAUCAAAACAGAGGGCUACGAGGCAGAUUUUUCCUCCCAUCAGUAGCCAAGCUGGCACUCUGGGCACUGUACGGAAAGUACCGGACUGCUGUAUUUCAAGCUUUUGCCAAUCGUUUGCUUUUGGCAAGAAGUAGCUUGUUGUCAAGAUUGAGUCUGCCCCGCACAUAGAUGGCAGGGUGGGUUGACCCAAGUAUUAAAGGUGAAGCAUUGCUGACCCGGAAA